CGAUUUCCCUUUAGGGUCAACCCGUGAACCCGCCGCCGUUAACAGACGGAGAUUUACCGAAGAAAGUUAAGCAUAAUAACAUAUGGAGAUUUAACAAUAGAAAGGUAAGCAUAAUAGUGUGGAGGGGAAAGUCGUCUCAUGCGCAGUUUGGGCUAUUCAUUUCUUGGACGUCCCUGUCAAACCAUCCCUUUCUUCCACUGUCUCUACUUCUAAACUCUCUUCUUCUGCUUAUUUAAGAAGUGAAUUUGAACCCUAUCAAAAUUCAAUCAAUCCGUCCUCGUUUGCCUCUAAACUAAGCCCAUUUUCGCCUUUUUAUCUCAAUGGAUUCUCAAGUUCUGGUAGCACUUGCUCUUUCUCUUGUGGGUGGAUUGAGCACUUCUAUAGGUGCAUUUUUUGUAAUUCUUAAUCAGGCUCCUAAUCUAAAGAUGCUUGGGCUUUUACAGGGCUUUGCUGCAGGUCUAAUGUUGAGCAUAUCAUUCCUAGAUCUGGCUCAUAAUGCUAUGAAUUCAAUUGGCUUCUUAAAAGGCAACCUUUGGUUUUUUGGAGGUGUUGUAUUCUUUGCUAUUGUCGCAAGGUUUAUCCCAGAACCAACAGUAAUCCCUGGUUCAGAUAGUAAAAGCAAAAAGACGAAUGGGGAUGAUGGAGGAAAGGACAUCAUGAAAAAGCAUCGUCGCCAAGUUUUUUUUAGUGGCAUCAUUACAGCCAUAGGCAUAAGCUUGCACAAUUUUCCAGAGGGAAUGGCAGUAUUCCUUGGUUCGAUGAAGGGUCUACGUGUUGGUCUUAAUUUGGCCUUGGCUAUUGCUUUACACAACAUUCCAGAGGGUGUUGCUGUUGCCCUGCCCAUUUAUUUUGCAACACAAAGCAAGUGGCAGGCAUUCAAAUUGGCGACACUUUCUGGUUUUGCAGAACCACUCGGCGUUAUUCUUGUAGCAUAUCUAUUUCCAAGCAGCUUAAGUCCUGAAAUUCUUGAGGGUCUGCUAGGAUCAGUUGGUGGAGUAAUGGCUUUCCUAACCUUGCAUGAAAUGCUGCCACUGGCUUUUGAUUAUGCGGGGCAGAAGCAAGCUGUUAAGGCUGUGUUCCUUGGUAUGGCUUUCAUGUCAGCAAGUCUAUAUUUUCUGGAAAUCAGCUUACCUGAGGAGAUGAGUUUGUAACUAUCAACUGAAAUGCUGUGCAUUCUACAAACCACAGUAUGCAUGUCUGACUAGCACAAGCGCGAUUUGGUCUCGUCAAAGGUCCAAGACUAAACUGGUCUCCUAGAAGGCCUGAACAAAUGCUGCUGUUAUUGUGAAUCAAUACCUUAACCAACUUACUUUCCUUUUUAAUUUCCUCCAAGUAAUUGGAAAAUGUAAGAGAAUGUUUGGGGACGGUGGGGAAAAGGGGAGGAAAAAUUAUGGAUCUCAUAAUUUCAAAUGGAUUUUUUUUUUUAAUUUACUUGUAAGAGCUGCUGAUCAA
Molecule: messenger RNA, 1452 nt
Organism: Manihot esculenta (cassava)
Lineage: Eukaryota; Viridiplantae; Streptophyta; Magnoliopsida; Malpighiales; Euphorbiaceae
Product: zinc transporter ZTP29
Exons: 12
Coding region: 321-1151 (276 amino acids)
Biological process (GO): zinc ion transmembrane transport
Cellular component (GO): membrane
Molecular function (GO): zinc ion transmembrane transporter activity
Source: RefSeq, a predicted model, not a curated record